Zootoca vivipara (common lizard) is the source of this 2111-nucleotide messenger RNA. RefSeq names its product copine 6 (gene CPNE6). Lineage: Eukaryota; Metazoa; Chordata; Lepidosauria; Squamata; Lacertidae. Gene Ontology annotation, molecular function: calcium-dependent phospholipid binding. Gene Ontology annotation, biological process: cellular response to calcium ion. The record is from RefSeq and is a predicted model, not a curated record. Gene Ontology annotation, cellular component: plasma membrane.
GGAGGGGGAAAAGACUGAUCCACAACAAGGACUUACGGGGAGAAAAGAGCAGCUCAGCAGGUGAGGAAGGAAAGGAAGAGAGGAGCCGAGAGGACUUUCCACCCUCUGCAUCCUUCUGCCAAGGACCCGCCAUGUCGGAAGGGGUCGACUCUCAACCCGUGGCCCUGGGCGCCAGCCGAGUGGAGCUCAGAGUUUCCUGCUGGAGCCUGUUGGAACGUGAGGAUGCCGUCAAGCCGGACCCCUGCCUGGUUCUUCACCUGCUCAGUGCUGGACAAUGGAGUGAGGUGGGGCGCUCCGAGGUCCUCCGCGGCUCCCAGAACCCCGUCUUUGACCAUGUAUUUGCCCUGGACUACUUUUUUGAAGAGAUGCAGAUCUUGAGGUUCGACGUCUUUGAUGCUGAUGGGGAGAGAGCUGAAGACCUGGGGUCCGAAGCAGGGGUCCUCCUGGGCACCAUCGAGUGCACCUUAGGCCAGAUUGUCUCCCAGACCAAGGUCACAAAGCAGCUGCAGCUGACAAGUGGAGACAUUGUGGAGAAGUCAACCAUCACGAUUGAAGCAGAGGAGGUCUCCAGAACCAACGAGUUUGUGCAACUGGAAUUUCAUGGGCAGGAGCUGGACGACAAGGAUUUCUUCAGCAAAUCCGAUCCUUUCCUGGAGAUCUAUAAGGUCAACAGCAGCGAGAAAGAACACCUGGUCUGGAGGACAGAGGUGGUGAAGAACAACCUGAGCCCCCGAUGGCAACCUUUCCGUGUCUCCCUGCAGUCCCUGUGCAGCUGCGAUCCGGGAAAAAGCAUCCGAUGCAUCAUCUACGACCACGACUCCAGCGGAAAGCACGACUACAUCGGCGAGUUCAGCACCACCUUCCAUGAGAUGCUUCAGGCUUCCUCGGGGGAUGAGGUGAAAUGGGAAUGUAUUAACCAUAAAUAUCAAGAGAAGAAAAAGCAUUACAAGAACUCCGGGUAUAUCCUCCUCGCUCAGUGCAAGAUGGAGAAAGUUCACACCUUCCUGGAUUACAUCAUGGGUGGUUUACAAAUUUCCUUCACGGUGGCCAUUGACUUCACAGCCUCCAACGGAGACCCCCGGAGCGAACACUCCCUGCACUUCAUCAACCCCAAGGAGCCCAACGAAUACCUGAAGACCUUGUCCUCUGUGGGCGAGAUCUGCCAGGACUACGACAGCGACAAGCAGUUCCCGGCGUUUGGCUUCGGCGCACGGAUUCCUCCAGACUUUGAGGUGUCUCACGAUUUCGCCAUCAACUUUGAGCCGGACAACCCGGAAUGUGAAAGGAUCGCCGGCGUGAUUGAGGCCUACAAACGCUGCCUGCCCCAGAUCCAGCUCUAUGGCCCAACCAACGUCGCCCCCAUCAUCAACAAGGUGGCGGCUCCUGCAGCUGAGGAGGAGAAAACAGGGCUGCCAACGAAGUACCGUGUGCUGCUGAUUCUGACAGACGGCGUGGUGAGCGACAUGCCCGAGGCGUGUGACGCCGUAGUCCGGGCCUCCCGUCUUCCCCUCUCCAUCAUCAUCGUGGGCAUUGGAAACGCUGAUUUCUCCGACAUGCGAGAGCUCAAUGGCGACCGCGGGAUGCUGGAGUCCGACGAGGGCCGGGCCGUCCGCGACAUCGUCCAGUUUGUGCCGCUCCGUGAAUUCAAGAAGGCUCCACCCAACGCUCUGGCCAAGUGUGUCCUGGCUGAGGUCCCCAAACAGGUGGUGGAAUACUAUGGCAGCAAAGGCAUCGCCCCUGCGACACAGAGGUCCUCCUCCCCUCAGCCCCAGUGAGACCCACGCGCACCUUUCCCCCCAUGGGCCUGGUCUGUCCAGCACCUUAAUGUGCCUGUUUCUCUUCCCCCACACCUUCGUCUUCCAGCCCUCGGUCCUGUAGGCGCCCUCCCCCCCUCCCCUCUGCCUCUUCUGGUGGGGAAGAGAGAGAAAGAGAGAGAAAGAGAGAGAGAGAGCGCGCACUUCGCCUCUGGCCUUGGGCUUCCACCCACGACUCAGGACGGCAGCGGGAACCGCAUUCCAUCCAGAUGUUCCCAGCUGUUCCCCAUCUUCCUCCUGUCCCCCCCCUCACAGAUCCUCACCCCGGAUAAGCCUGCGACUGUGACUCCCAUCUCC